Molecule: messenger RNA, 1055 nt
Organism: Cicer arietinum (chickpea)
Lineage: Eukaryota; Viridiplantae; Streptophyta; Magnoliopsida; Fabales; Fabaceae
Biological process (GO): shoot system development; root development
Source: RefSeq, a predicted model, not a curated record
UUUACAAUUAUCUUAGGAAAAAAUAAAAAACAAAUUAAAAAGCAAAACAAUGGCAACAAAGUAUCAUACUCGUUCAAAUAGUUUUCCUUCUGAAUCUCAUCCAAACGCAACUAGAAUACAACAACAUCUCAACAAAAUCAAGACUUGGGAAGGCACAUCAACAUCUACAUCUGAUUCAAUCAUCACUUCCCUUUCAUUUCUUGAAGAUUUGUAUAUUUCAUUGGAAGAUCUUCUCAAUAUGUCAUCAACACAAAAGGCCAUUUCUAACCAUCAAGGUGAGAAAUUUGUGGAAGAGUUGUUGGAUGGUUCAGUUAAAAUUUUGGAUAUAUGUGGCAUCACAAGAGACACCAUGUUACAAAUUAAAGAAAAUGUUGAAGCACUUCACUCUUCUAUUAGAAGGAGAAAGGGAGAUUCAAGCAUUGAAACAAGUGUAUAUGAAUAUAACUUAUUCACCAAGAAAAUGAAAAAGAAUGUCACAAAGUUGAUAACAUCUUUGAAACAAAUGGAAAGUAAAUUUGGAACAUCACAAGUUUUGUAUGAAGAUAAAGAAUUUGUUGAUGUGAUAAGAGUUAUUAGAGAAGUCAUUGGAAUGAACAUGUCUAUCUUUCAAUCCCUUUUGACUUUUUUGAAUGCAUCAAAGUCAAAGUCAAACAAAUGGUUGAAAGUGGCAAAGUUGAUGAGUAAUAAGAAGGUAACAUCAGUAUCAUGCGAAGAGAAUUUGAAUGAAUUGAAGUGUGUCGAAGAAUCUUUGAAGACCCUUUUAAAGGAAGGUUCAAAUAAUAUUGAAAAGAUGAAAUAUGCAAAUGAAAAAUUGGAGAGUUUGGAGAAUGUAAUUGAAAUGAUAGAAAAUGGUUUGGAGAGUCUGUUUAGGCGUUUAGUUAAAACUAGAGUAUGUCUUUUGAAUAUCAUGACUCAAUAGUAUACUUAGUCUUAAUUUUAUCAUCAAAGCAUCCAAAUUUUAAGGAUCAUUUGAGGAUUGAAAAUUUUUGCCUCAUCAAUUUGUAUAUACACAUACAAUUCAAUAGACAUACAAUUUUGCCUUAUCAAUUUGUAAA